Molecule: messenger RNA, 1703 nt
Organism: Ananas comosus (pineapple)
Lineage: Eukaryota; Viridiplantae; Streptophyta; Magnoliopsida; Poales; Bromeliaceae
Product: 26S proteasome non-ATPase regulatory subunit 7 homolog A
Exons: 10
Coding region: 264-1199 (311 amino acids)
Biological process (GO): proteasome-mediated ubiquitin-dependent protein catabolic process
Cellular component (GO): proteasome regulatory particle; proteasome complex
Molecular function (GO): metallopeptidase activity; protein binding
Source: RefSeq, a predicted model, not a curated record
GGCAUACGAAAGGGCACAGCGGAAGCGCCGAAAAGUGAUUCGAGUCCUGGAUCUCAACUUACUCGGAUCGGCAUUCUUUCAUUACUGAACAGCCCCACUUUCUGCCUAGGUCUGUAGAUCAACAACGGGAACGGAAGAGAAACAGAAGACAGUAGAAGCACGGUAAAAACCCUAGGGCAAGGAAAGUAGGGCGAGCGGGGGAGGGAAGGCCAGGGAAGAAGAAGAAGAAGAAGAAGAAGGAAAAGUGUUGGGGAGAGAGAGAUAUGGACGUGAUAAAGACGCAGCAGAUCUCGGCGCGGGCGGUGGAGAAGGUGGUGGUGCACCCGCUGGUGCUGCUGAGCAUCGUCGACCACUACAACCGCGUCGCCCGCGACAGCAGCAAGCGCGUCAUCGGCGCCCUCCUCGGCACCACCUCCCGCGGCACCGUUGACGUCACCAACAGCUACGCAGUUCCUUUUGAAGAAGAUGAGAAAGACCCAAGCAUCUGGUUUCUAGACCACAAUUAUCAUGAAUCUAUGUUUGCCAUGUUCAAAAGAAUAAACGCCAAGGAACAUGUGGUUGGAUGGUAUAGUACUGGUCCGAAACUACGAGAGAAUGAUUUGGAUAUUCAUGCCUUAUUUAAUGACUAUGUACCUAAUCCUGUCUUGGUGAUUAUUGAUGUACAACCAAAGGAGCUAGGAAUACCAACCAAAGCAUACUAUGCUGUAGAAGAGGUCAAAGAGAAUGCCACCCAGAAAAGCCAAAAAGUAUUUGUCCAUGUGCCUUCAGAAAUUGCUGCUCAUGAAGUUGAGGAAAUAGGAGUUGAGCACUUGCUAAGGGAUGUCAAGGAUACAACAAUCAGCACCCUUGCAACUGAGGUUACUAGCAAGCUUGCAGCCUUGAAGGGAUUGGAUGCAAGGCUUCGAGAGAUACGAGGUUACUUAGAUCGUGUAAUUGAUGGAAAUCUUCCAUUAAAUCAUGAGAUUCUGUACCAUUUGCAGGAUGUAUUCAAUCUACUUCCGAAUCUUAAUGUCAGUGAAUUGAUCAAGGCUUUUUCAGUGAAAACAAAUGAUAUGAUGCUGGUUAUAUACCUGUCUUCUUUAAUCCGGAGUGUUAUCGCACUUCACAACUUGAUAAACAAUAAGGUGCUGAACAAGGAGCAUGAGAAGGCAGAGGACUCUAAGCAACCUGCAGCCAUACCAACCGCAGCGGGCAGCUAAAAGCUGCCAUGCCUUUUGACAGCUUCCACACAUGAUUGCUGGUUUUGAGAUUAAAAUGGUUGAACUUAGAGUUGUUCCCCCGAAGGGGCUACAUUGAUGUGCUCUCCGUUCGAGGCUUCUUUCUGAUAUUGAGCCGUAUACUGUUGGUGGAUGAUCAAAAUAUCAGACUUCUAUAUAUGUUAUUUAUUCAUCUUUUGAGUUGGUUAUGCUAGACAUCCUUGUCCUUGGAGGGCUAUCUUUUACAUAAAAAAAUUUGUGGUGUAUCCCUGUCGAAUAUACAAUUUACUGUCUCCACUAAUAGGGGCUUUGGUUUGCAGUAAUUUUAAUUCUGAACUCUGCAUCUCAAUGGACAAGACAGGAUGAUUGUUAGCUGCGUCUGUAAGCGUUCUAGGUGGGUCUAAUGAUAUUUGUUGCCAUGUUCUUUUGUGGUAAGCUCACACUGUUCGAAAGUAUUAUAGAUUCGUUUUGAAGUUCUUGCCAGGGAAUCGUCGUAGCUGGCAACUU